Messenger RNA from Entrophospora candida, 267 nucleotides. NCBI's taxonomy places the organism in Eukaryota, Fungi, Glomeromycota, Glomeromycetes, Entrophosporales, Entrophosporaceae. The record is from the annotation of a GenBank genome assembly.
AUGGUAGACUACAAAGACAUCAAAUUGAGGCAAUCAAUGUGGCAUACUGUCAAGGAUCAUGUUAGACGUGUAGCAAAACAACUUGUUCAAGAUGAAGCAACCUACAUGGAACAAUUAGCAGAUUUCCAAGAAUGGUAUAUUGAAGAAGUAUAUACUAGUAUGGAAAAAUUAUACCAAUUAUAUUUUAGAUUGGCUACCCAAGAGGAUGAAGCAUAUGAAAGAUCUGAGGCAGACAUAAAUGACAUCCUUCAGAAAUUUACGGCUUGA